GACCUUUAUCUUCUGAGAUGCAUGCACACAGCAGCAGCGGCUAACGUACCAGCGUACAGUGCAGCGAGUGUGAGCGCCCGCCGCAUGACCGUUACUUUUUGGUAUAGAGGCGGGGUAGAUCGGCUCCUAGAGGAAAGUGUUCUAUUCUGGUGCGCGACCCCCACUGGCCGCCAGCUUGGCACGGCCGACGAGGAAUCUUCUCAGUGGCCGACUUGAUGGAACGCGAGAGCAGCCAAUUUUAUCUCUGCUUUGCUUGGCCAGUAGUGGUGGCAUUGUGCAAGUGCGGCUUGUGCAGGGGCAUGCAGCUAGGAACAAGAACAAGGGAUGGUGGCUGCAGGCUGCGAGCCGUCAGGAGAGAUGCCGAACAGUUCAUUAAGAUGUGUCUCUCUGGUAUCCUGCUGUCUACUGAACAUUCAGAGGAGACAACAGGGCGCCAAUACACGCCCGUUCCAGACGACUCGCUUGGACGCUCCACGCCUGUGAGGUCGUAAUCUGAUGCAUACUGGCAUGCAGCAUGUGGGUUUGCAUGUAAGAUCGGGCGAGCUGCUUAUUUCGCACGGACGUGGUUGGACGAGGGUGCAGUUUCAUUACUGCUGGGACGCAGAUGAUCAGAGAUGUUGACGUACAGCAGGCAUCAGCUGAUGGGUGAUGGGGAGCUAUAUUGGGACGUGGUCGUCAAUGUCUGAGGCCAAACGCGCGCUCCACCGAGGCUAAUGUCAAUUCCGCAUGUUGCGGGUUGUCCACGCCAGCCAGGCCGAGGCGGAGGAUAUGAAGAGGUGAGAGGCAAGGCACAGGUGGCACUGGCUACGGGGGCUGCAAUUGAGAGCCACGAUGGGAGGAUCGUGUUAUUGUUGGCAUUUUCGCUUUGGCCGUGAGGGUAACCGUGCAGUGCGCCAGAUGGCUAGGCCGAAAUCAAGAGGGACACCGGGGCCGGUGAAUGUAUUUCGCGCGAAAUGAAGGAAAUCAAGAUGGCAAGAUGGGAGG
Molecule: messenger RNA, 984 nt
Organism: Cutaneotrichosporon oleaginosum
Lineage: Eukaryota; Fungi; Basidiomycota; Tremellomycetes; Trichosporonales; Trichosporonaceae
Source: RefSeq, a predicted model, not a curated record